Molecule: messenger RNA, 412 nt
Organism: Porites evermanni
Lineage: Eukaryota; Metazoa; Cnidaria; Anthozoa; Scleractinia; Poritidae
Source: the annotation of a GenBank genome assembly
AUGAACGUUGACGCCUUUCGCACUUCAAAUGAAUUUACUUCCAGUACGAGUGUCUGGGAUUCGUCUUCCGAGGCUUCCGUCUCUCCAGCGGAGCUUUGUAACCCCGCCUUCGAGGAGGACGAUCAAACCGAUAUCUGCCCUAUUGAUCAAGCGAUACCAGUGAGAGAUUCUAACGAUAAUAUCUCCUCAGAAUCAACUAAUUCUAUGUAUAAGAGUUCCUCAAAAGGGUCUGUGCAUAGCGAGCAAGCCUAUGUUCGAUUUUCGGAUUCCAAAACCAGGGAAAAGGAUAGCGAGCCCAAAACCGUUGUUAACCUUGGUUCUGCUUUGGACAGGAAAAGGUCCUUAUCAGAGAUAUUUCUGCGUACGACCAGUGCUAAAGACAGUCUCAAAAGAAAACUGCGGUCGUCAUUUU